Molecule: messenger RNA, 166 nt
Organism: Racocetra fulgida
Lineage: Eukaryota; Fungi; Glomeromycota; Glomeromycetes; Diversisporales; Gigasporaceae
Source: the annotation of a GenBank genome assembly
AUUGAAUGCUGCAUAUUGGUCUGUCGCUGUUUCUAAUAAUGAGUAUCGAGAAAUUAAGGGAGGUGCAGUUGGUAAAUAUUCCGUGGCAAUAGUGGAACGACAAAUAGAGUAUCUAAUCAAAAGAAUCAUCAAUUCCAUUGCGCCGAGACGCCUGGCCAAGAUAUGA